AGUUCCUUCGUCCUCCAGUGCGAUCAUGGCGCCCGUAACUUCUGGAACGACUGGCAAGGAACUCUCAACCCGAAACUGGCUCUUUGCGUUUUCCCUGGUCACUUCGUUAUUCUUCACUUGGGGUUUUGCUUACGGCCUCCUCGAUGUACUCAAUUCGCACUUCCAAACGGUUUUCGGUAUCACGAAGGUGCAAAGCACCCUAUUGCAAUUUGCGUAUUUUGGAGCUUAUUUCUUUUGGGCACCAGUCGCGGGUGUGUUCAUGAGACGGAUUGGGUACAAAAAAGGGAUACAUGUAGGCUUGACGUUGUAUUCCCUCGGUGCCAUCUUUUUUUGGCCCUGUGCCAAGUUUGAAGCGUACGGGGGGUUCGUGGCCUGCACGUUUGUGAUCGGUUGCGGUCUUUCUACCCUUGAAGUAGCAGCCAAUUCGUACAUCACUGUGCUCGGCACCCCCCAGUACGCGGCUGCACGACUCAACUUCAGUCAAGGGUUCCAGGGACUCGCAUCUUUCGCAGGACCUAUGAUUGCCAGCCGGGAAUUUUUCAAGGGGGAAAACGCGAAUUCUCUCGAUUCUGUCCAAUGGGUAUAUCUUGGGGUCGCUGCACUGGGACUCUGUUUGAACAUACUUUUCUACUUCUGCCCUCUUCCCGAGAUCACGGAAGAGGCACUGGAGAAAGAGGUAGCAGAGGCUGGUAUUGAUCCGAACGCAGUCGCCAGCUCCUUCUGGAGACAGUACCGAUGCGUCUUUGGAUUUGUCGCACAGAUGGCCUACGUCGGAGCUCAGGUGGCAGUGGCCUCCAUGGUCGUGAAUUUCCUCACGGAACAGGGCCUUGGCCUCAGCCAAUCCACGGCCAGUCUCAUGUUUUCGUUUUGCCAGUUAACCUUCACCGUCGGACGAUUCGUCGGUGUCAUUAUUCUCAAAUGGGUCGACCCGGCCCUCAUGCUGUCAGUAUAUGGAGUUGCGUGUAUGGUGUUCUCUCUCGCUGUCGCACUUUCGUCCGGAUGGGCAGGAGUAGGCUGUCUCUACGUGCUGUUCUUCUUCGAGAGCAUCUGCUACCCAUGCAUUUUCACGCUCGCAACGAAGAACCUUGGUGUGCAUACAAAGCGCGGGUCCGGCUUGAUUGUUAUGGGUGUAGGAGGUGGAGCAUGGUACCCUCCAGCUCAGGCGGCUCUCGCGGAGACUGCGAGCACCAGACGCUCAUACCUUGUUCCUUUCACUGGAUACACUGCCAUGUCCAUUUACGCCAUAGGCCUUGUUGUCGACCAGUCUAUCAAGCAAGGCUUCCACUGGUACAGUAUCGACGAAACCGCCCAGACACGCAUUGCUGUCGCUUCUGCCUUCCCGCCCUCUGCACUUAUGGUCGAUGGAGCGUUGCCACCGAAUCUUGAAGCGCAAUGGCAAGGAUCUCCGGUCGACAAGAAGUCACUCAAUGGGAGUGAGAAAGCGAUCGAAGAGUUCAACGAGAGGGCCUAGACAUAUUAUGCGAUUUAAUCUUUGGCCAUUUGUGCGGGUACUUUGAGAUGAUGGUGCCAUCUCGACACCUCUUUUUCACAGUUUCUUGUGAUGUAACGAUACUAUGAUGUCAGAUGAUGUACUACUAGAUUUUCUUGACGAGAACUUUGAAUGGCUAAGUCACGCCAAG
This is a messenger RNA of Stereum hirsutum FP-91666 SS1, 1640 nucleotides long. Its product is annotated as MFS general substrate transporter. The transcript is spliced from 19 exons. Bases 26 to 1471 code for a protein of 481 amino acids. NCBI's taxonomy places the organism in Eukaryota, Fungi, Basidiomycota, Agaricomycetes, Russulales, Stereaceae. The record is from RefSeq and is a predicted model, not a curated record. Gene Ontology annotation, molecular function: transmembrane transporter activity. Gene Ontology annotation, biological process: transmembrane transport.